AUGAGAAAAAAUAUAGAAAAUAGUCUAAGAUUACCAAAUAUGGAAUAUAAUAAUGAUAUAACAUUUCUUGGAAAAAAACUGUUAUUUCCAACUCAUCCAGAACCUUUUCUUCUUGUUAAUAAAAUCAUACCUUUCAUGGCUUAUGAAACUAAUAUAGAUAGUAUAGCAAAUCUCAAACAAGCAAGUGGAACAGCAUUACAACAAUUAGUAGAAGCUAUUAAAGAAGCUAUAAAAAAUCCUGAUAUUAAUAGUAAUGAUGGUAAAGAUCCUUUUGAUAUUUCUUUUGAUUUUGGUUAUAGUUCUUCUACUAAAUAA
Scutellospora calospora is the source of this 315-nucleotide messenger RNA. NCBI's taxonomy places the organism in Eukaryota, Fungi, Glomeromycota, Glomeromycetes, Diversisporales, Gigasporaceae. The record is from the annotation of a GenBank genome assembly.